Chanos chanos (milkfish) is the source of this 840-nucleotide messenger RNA. It is a transcript of the gene c8h21orf58, whose product is annotated as chromosome 8 C21orf58 homolog. The record is from RefSeq and is a predicted model, not a curated record. The transcript is spliced from 7 exons. Bases 1 to 840 code for a protein of 279 amino acids. Lineage: Eukaryota; Metazoa; Chordata; Actinopteri; Gonorynchiformes; Chanidae.
AUGGGUGACCCAAUGAUUGACCAGUUGACACGGCUUAAAUUAAAGUUGUUGGAAAAGAAACUAGAGAGAGAGAGAGGCAAUUAUGAGGAAAGAGCAGAUUCAGCUGCAUCCACAAGAAGUUAUGACGGACAAGCUGAAGCAUUGCAUAGUGCUUUGAGACGGAAGAGGGACCUGCUACAGAGACUGAGGGAACAACACUGGCUGGAUGAAUUAACAAGGCCACACACGUGGGGCGGGGCCCACAGUACACGUCGGCCGGACCCUGUGCCUCCUUUUCCUCAGGUGGCUCCCCCUAUUCACAUCUACCAGCCUCCUGCUCCUGCGCCCGCUCCUGCCCCUGCUCCUCCUGCUCUUCCACCACCUCCUGCUCCUCCACGCAUCAUCCAGCAUACGAUACCUCAGCAACCAGCCACUAUCAUCCAACAGUUGCCACAGCAACAGCCUCUCAUCACACAAAUCCCGCCCCCACAGGCCCCCUCAUAUAGAUCAGGGAGCAUCAAAGAGGAUAUGGUGGAGCUGAUGCUCAUGCAGAAUGCUCAGAUGCACCAGAUCAUCAUGCACAACAUGAUGCUGAAAGCUAUUCCACCCAUGGCUCUUUCCCCAGCAGGGGGUUUUGGUCAGGGCUUCCCUGCAACGUCGCAUUCAGGACAGGAAAAUUAUAUGAAGCCUAAGGGUAGUGCCGUCCACCACCAUCAUCACUACAGCCCUUCUGUACCACAACUCCCUCCUAUCGGCUAUGCAGUGUGGCCCCCCAUGAUGUCAUCAGGACAGGGAGGGACUUAUCAGCCAACAGUACAUCAUCUGACCAACCCAGUAUCUCUUCCUCCCUUAAACACGUAA